AUGUUUGACUGAUGUUGAAUCAUGCAAGAAUCUUUCAACUCUGCAAUAUGGCUAGUCACCAAGUUUAAAUUACCAUGUUAUUUAAAUGUCAAUUCAUGAUUAGGUAGUUCAGAAAUUCAAUUUUGAUGGUUAUUUUUUUGUUGGUACAAGCCUAUUAGUCAUACAACUCUUGGUAUCUCAUCUUCAUCCUUUACUGCUUUGCAAUGGGAAUUUUAAGCUUUUCUUUAGUUGUUGUUUGCAUUAUCAAAAUGGUUGUUGCACAACCAGCUACUGAUCCUAAUGAAGUGGCUGCUCUCAAGAAGUUAGUAGACUACUGGAAUUUGAAUGACAAGUUGAAUCUAACUAUUGACCCUUGCAAUAAGGACGCGACUUGGGCGCCAGAGAAUGAAAAUCCCAGAAUAGCUUGCGAAUGUUCUAGCACUGUCUGCCAUAUAAACCACUUGAAGAUAUAUGCUCUUGACAUUUCUGGUGUAAUUCCAAGAGAACUUUUUGAGCUCAAGGAACUUAUGGACUUGAACUUGGGUCAAAAUGUAUUAAGUGGACCGAUCCCGCCAGAAAUAAGACAGCUGUCCAAGAUGCAAUACUUGAGUUUUGGUAUUAACAAUCUUACUGGACCUGUACCUCAUGAACUUGGCAGUCUGACCAAAUUAGUCUCAUUAAGUAUUAGCUCAAAUAACUUUAAUGGACACUUACCCACUGAAAUCGGAGAGCUAAAAUCCUUAGAGCAGCUGUAUAUUGAUAGCAGUGGACUGAGUGGACCAAUUCCAGAAGAAUUAUCAAACUUGAAGCUUCUCCACACAAUAUGGGCAUCUGAUAAUAGUUUUAGUGGAAAGCUACCUGAAUUCCUCGGAACACUCACGAAUCUGAAGACCCUGAGACUUCAAGGCACCAAUCUUGAAGGGCCAAUUCCACUCACUUAUGGUGCCCUGACCAAACUGGAAGACCUGAGAAUCGGUGAUCUUAGUGAGGGGGAAUCCUCACUGGACUUCCUCGGAAACUAUGCAAGUUUGUCCAUAUUACUGCUGAGGAACUGUCAUUUGGUUGGCGAACUUCCAAAACAACUUAGCUCCUUUUCCAACUUGAAAAUUUUGGAUUUGAGUUUCAACAAGUUGACAGGCCAAAUACCAAAUUCAUUCCAAGACUUUGCAUCAUUACAAUACCUAUUUCUAGGCAACAACAACUUAAAAGGGGAGCUUCCUGAAAGUAUUAUAAGUCCGAAUCUUGUGGCUCUAGAUGUCUCCUUCAACUCCAUCUCUGGGAGUUUACCUCUGAAUUUUGCUAAAGUGGGGCUCAAAGUGAAUGUUGUUGGAACUUCCAUAAAUUCAGACAACUUAUAUGAUGAGAGGGCAUCUACAUUGCUGCAGUGCCUUGACAAUACCAAAUGCAGUAACAUAGCCACAUCCAACUCGUUUUCUAUCAAAUGCGGAGGCAUGAAACAAGUGUCUACUUCUGGUAUCCGAUUCGAUGAUGAUUCAGAAGAGCUUGGAGCAGCCUCUUAUUAUGCAGGCUCCGAUAACAAUUGGGCAGUGAGCAGUACUGGAAGUUUCAUUUCUAAUCCUAAUGGACCUCAAAGUAUUGCACAAACAGAUACUCAAAUUUCAGGAACUUUAGAUUCUGAGCUGUAUAAAACAGCCAGAACAUCAUCAAGCUCGUUGAGAUAUUACGGCCUUGGUCUAAAAAAUGGCAAGUACGCAAUAGAGCUUCACUUUGCUGAGAUACAGAUGGAAGACACUCGAUCAUGGAAAGGACUUGGGAAACGCUUAUUUGACAUUUACAUCCAGGGUGAAAGAGUUGUCCAAGACUUUAACAUACAGAAUGAAGCAGGAGCAUCUAAAAAGGCUUUGGUAAAGAAAUUUGAAGGAAAUGUCACAAAUAAAAUUCUGGACAUUCAUUUCUUCUGGGCUGGAAGAGGCACCUGUUGCAUUCCUGUUCAAAGUACAUAUGGUCCCAUGGUGUCAGCUAUCCAUGUUUCUAAAGGCGAUGAAGUAAGUUCUUCGAAAAGUGACAAGAAACGAGUAGGAAAAGUAGUGGGAAUAGCAUUUGGAUGUGCAGCAGGGCUUCUGAUCAUCUCUUCCAUUUUUUAUCUGUGGUGGAUGAAAAACUCAGCAGCACACCAGCGAAUUUAUACCGGUUCGCCAACAAAAGCUCUCACUUCCUAGUGCACCAAACAUGGUUUCUGUAGCCAGCAAUCAGCUACUGAUUACAAUGUACUGGUGUGCCUAUUAUGUGAUUUAAUCUUUAAAACAAACUUUGGCAUUUCAUGGACUCAUGGGUCAUUGCUUCUAUCAUUUCAAGUAUCUCUGUGAAUAAAUCAAAUGUACCCUUUCAAGU
This is a messenger RNA of Daucus carota subsp. sativus, 2331 nucleotides long. Its product is annotated as probable LRR receptor-like serine/threonine-protein kinase At1g56130. The transcript is spliced from 19 exons. Lineage: Eukaryota; Viridiplantae; Streptophyta; Magnoliopsida; Apiales; Apiaceae. The record is from RefSeq and is a predicted model, not a curated record. Gene Ontology annotation, cellular component: plasma membrane. Gene Ontology annotation, molecular function: protein binding. The coding region runs from base 204 to 2159 and encodes 651 amino acids.